AUGUUUCGCCAAAUCCUCCGAAAUACGACUCACCAUCCGCCUCGGGCCUCGGUUCGGCUUACUUUCGGCCGGAAAACGUCCUACCAGUAUCUGCAUUUUCAAAAUCUCCAGCCCAGACCGUCCCGCUUGAAAAAGUUUCUCUACUUCAACUUUGGGUUGGUUACUCUUUCAGUUGCCGCCUAUUACUUCUUAUGGCCCAAACAUACAUUUCCCCUGCCCGUAGCAAAGAUUUUGCGUAAAGGUUUGUGGGCAGAAAGUGACAAGGGGGAAAAAGAUUACCAAUUGGCCCUCAAGCAUUAUUUGGAGGCCUUAGAAGAAUGUGACCAAUUGGGGAUGGACCCCUUAUGCGAUGAGUAUACGGGGAUUCAGUUGAAGAUCGGGGAGAUGUACGAGCGUCUUGAUAUGAUGGACGAGGCAGCUUUCACAUAUAAUGAAAUUGCCACUUUAUACUUGAGUGUUCUUAAAGCUCCGGCCGAUUCCGAACAAGGCAAGCGGAUCAAAAACAUUGACCACCGGGCACACCUCAUUCAAAGAGAUUUGCGCAUUGCCUUGAAGUUAGUGGAGCUUAAUCGUUUGAGCCCGCUGCUUUCUAAAGCCAUUUUGAUCACGCAUCUUUUGAUUGCGCAGGAAGAAGUUAACCGCAAGUUGGGUGUCUCAGGCAGCCCCGCAACGUUGCUGGACUCUGGUUCGAUUAUGAUUCCUGGCUUAUCUGGAGCAAAUGUCACAAAAGCAGGAAACGAUGGAGACGAAGCGGAACUUCUCGUUCUUGAAACGAAUCCAGAGGCUUGGGAACCGUUUGCUGAUGAAUUCUUCAACGGCAUGGACCUUUUAUCAGCCAUUUGCAUCUCUGUGGGCGACAUUAAAUCGGCUUCGGGCAUCCGAAUCUCCAUGACAGGGAAAAUGAUUCUUGCUGGAGUUUCGCCAGAGAAGCUUUUGCUUGCACAAUGCAACACGGCGUCGUUGUUUUACUUGCAAGCCGAAUAUCUACAAGCAGAAGAACAGGCUUUAAGGAAAAAAUUUGCAGAGGCAGCAGGUGUGGACUAUGCGAAAGUCAAGGCCAUCCAUGAUCCAUUACAACCCAUUACGGUGGGUGAAGAUGAGGCCAAUGAAAUUCGGGCGAAAAUCGCAGAAGUGGUAUCCGAUGAAGAAAAGAAAGAGUAUGAGGAAAUCGUUUCCAACAAAGAAAACUUUCUUCGCAUGGUCAUGUCGACAUACGACUCCGUUAUCGUAGGAGCUAAACGGUUGCCUCCUGAGACAGUUAAAGAAAACACCACGAUUGCUGAAUCUGUCGCAUUGGCCACUUACGGAUUGGGUGUGGUCAAUUUGCAUCUCUCAGAGUAUGAUAAGGCGGAAAGAUUGCUUCGAGAAGCACGUGUGCGGUCUAAGGCUUGUGGUUACACCGCUUUAAUUGACGAGAUUGAGCGGGAAUUACAGAAACUAUUCAAUGAGAAAAAGAACAUUGAGAAAAAACAGAGCAGCAUCGAGUUGGAUAUCCACAUGAAUCAUUGA
Messenger RNA from Clavispora lusitaniae ATCC 42720, 1509 nucleotides. RefSeq lists its product as uncharacterized. Gene Ontology annotation, molecular function: misfolded protein binding. Gene Ontology annotation, cellular component: i-AAA complex. NCBI's taxonomy places the organism in Eukaryota, Fungi, Ascomycota, Pichiomycetes, Serinales, Metschnikowiaceae. Gene Ontology annotation, biological process: protein quality control for misfolded or incompletely synthesized proteins. The record is from RefSeq and is a predicted model, not a curated record.